GCGCUAGCAGAGGACCUGCGCAAGGCCAAACUCAAAACUCAGGAGCAGGCUUUCGUGAAGGAGCGCUUCGCAUCGUGCGCGUCCAGCCAGCACGAGGCGGCGGUCGGCUUUCAGGCCGCCUUGACCGCCAGUGACCAACACAGCCUGGAUCUUGAGCGUCGCUUUGCCAUCGCCAAGGAGCAGUAUCGCAAGGCGCAGGCACGAGCCCGUGAGAUGUGCCGGCUGCUUGAGGAGAGCGGCCCAAAGCGAUUGCGAGAGCUGUUGCCGGAGCCCCGGCCCGAGGUCUCCGUGCGUGCAGGCCGUGAGGCUUCUGGCCGGGAGGGCCCAGCCAGUGCCGGAGAAACAGAGGCGGUGAUCCUGGAGGCAAGCUCGUCGCAGAAGGCCGCCAUGCUGGAGCUCAAGGAGCUUCAUCACCGGCAGCGAUGUUGCUUGGUGGGAUUGGGUGAGCAGUUGCAAGGGCCCCACCGCAGUGCCACGCACGAUGCACUGCAAGAACUGUCAGUAAAGGCCAAAGACAGCCUAGUGGAUGGAGUCAAAGAUGCCCAGACCACGCUAGGAGCCCUAGAGGCUGCCUUGAAGUCUGCAGCUGAGACUGCCUCCAGUGGCUCUACCUCCCUUAGCCAGGAGGCAAAGGUCGCAGAGGCAGACUUUGCGGACCGUGCCGAAGCCCUGCGCCUAAGCUUCGGCUCCCAGCGCCAAGCCCUUGCAGAUGCUGCCAAGAGGACCUCCGCAGCCCUCGCAGCCGCUUCUGAGGCUGUCACGGAGCUCUCGAGCCUUUCGGACUCUUCCCUGGCUGGGGCUGAGGAGGCGGUGAUGAGCCUCAGGGCUGCUCAUGCAGAGAUGCUCCAGAAGCUCUGCGAGAAAGCGAAGGAGAGUGCAGACUCCGUGAAGGCAGAGACCUCAGUGGGAGCACAGGCGCUCGAAGCACAUCAGACGCAAUCGGCUGCAGCUUUGAAGGCAGCGCAGCAACGCUGGGACUCCAUUGUGGAAGUUCAGAGCAGGUGUGUGGAGGACGAGGAUAAGAUGAUCAAGACUGCCAAUGAGGCAUCAGCCAGCAUUGAGGAGGAGGCGGAUCGGCAUCUCGAAGCCAACACGAAGGACUUGGAGAGCCUGCAAGGCCGCGCCCUGAGCGGCGUGCGUGCCAUGCGCUCGGGGGCUGCCACAGCUCUCGAAGAGCAACGCGCAACCGUUCACCGCUUCGUCGAGUCGUCUGAGGCUGGCAUUCUUGCAGAGGAGGUUCCCGCAAGGCCCGAAGCCGAUACUGCGGAAGCUGAUCCCGUACCAAGCGAGGCAGCAAUCCUGGCAGAGUUCCAGAAAACCUGCCUUGUCAAGACUGUUGGCAGCAGCAAUGCACAGCUGAUUCAGUCAGUAGCAAUUGCUCUACGCAGCAGCAAGCAAGCCACAAUGGACGCAGCAGAGGUUGCUAACAUCGAGAUGGCGCUGCGCAGCCUUGACGUGCCGCUGGAGGAGCGGCCUGUGUGGGGCGGCCAAAAGACUCGCGGUCUCUUCCUGGUUUUCGAAGGCCUGGAUCGGAGUGGCAAGUCCACGCAGAGUAAGAAGAUCGCCUCGCACCUGGAAAAGGCUGGCCCCGUAAAGUGGAUGUGCUUCCCCAACCGGAAGACGCCCAUCGGCAACGCCAUUGACCUGUACCUGCGCAGGCAGCUGGAACUGCCAGAUGAGGCUGUGCAUCGGCUCUUCAGCGCAAACCGCUGGGAGAUGGCGCAGACCAUCGUUGAGGACCUUCGUGCGGGGACCACAAUCGUCUGUGACCGCUACGCCUUUUCCGGCGUGGCGUACUCUGCGGCAAAAGGCCUGGACUUCGCGUGGUGCCAGGCCCCAGACAGGGGAUUACCAUGCCCAGACGGGGUCUUCUUCAUGCACAUCGACGAGAAGGUUGGUGCAGCUCGGUCGAACUUCGGCGACGAGCGCUACGAGAAUGCGGCGAUGCAGGCCAGGGUCCGCGCCCAGUUCAAAGACCGACGCCUCCGUGACAGCGUCAACUGGCGCGAUGUGGACGGUGCCCGUGACAUCGAGGUGAUCCAUGCGGAGAUCCGAAGCGCGGUGGAGUCUAUCCGACUGGAAGAUCAG
Symbiodinium pilosum is the source of this 2088-nucleotide messenger RNA. The record is from the annotation of a GenBank genome assembly. NCBI's taxonomy places the organism in Eukaryota, Dinophyceae, Suessiales, Symbiodiniaceae.